Messenger RNA from Aspergillus heteromorphus CBS 117.55, 1874 nucleotides. It is a transcript of the gene rhgB, whose product is annotated as putative extracellular rhamnogalacturonase. Gene Ontology annotation, biological process: carbohydrate metabolic process. NCBI's taxonomy places the organism in Eukaryota, Fungi, Ascomycota, Eurotiomycetes, Eurotiales, Aspergillaceae. Gene Ontology annotation, molecular function: polygalacturonase activity. Bases 89 to 1723 code for a protein of 544 amino acids. The record is from RefSeq and is a predicted model, not a curated record. The transcript is spliced from 4 exons.
CUUUAAGUGUGCUUAGUCUCACUACUCACUUUCUGUCGUUUUUUUUCUUUCUUAAUUCUCACAUUCCUUUCAGGCUCGACCGAGCACAAUGGUCGCUAAACUCUCGUUCCUCUCUUUUCUAGGCCUGGCGCCUCUCUUUGCUGCUGCGCAGCUUUCCGGUUCCGUGGGACCCCUCACGUCGGCUGCGACCAAGGCUGCUACCAAGACCUGUAACGUUCUCGAUUAUGGCGCUGUGGCCGACAAGUCGACCGAUCUGGGUGCUCCCCUGGCAUCUGCCUUUGCUGAGUGCAAGUCGGGUGGUCUGGUCUACGUCCCCGAAGGCGACUAUGCCAUCUCCACCUGGGCGCGGUUGAGUGGUGGUGAGGCCUGGGCUCUGCAGAUUGAUGGUAUCAUUUACCGUGACAGCGACACUGGCGGAAACAUGAUCUAUAUCGAACACUCCACCGACUUCGAACUGUUCAGCAGCACUUCGGCUGGUGCUUUCCAGGGUCUGGGCUAUGAGCUCCACGCCGAAGACAACUGGGAAGGUCCUCGUCUGCUGCGUCUGUAUGAAGUCACGGACUUCUCUAUUCACGAUUUCAUUCUGGUCGACUCUCCCUCUUUCCACCUUUCGCUCGACACCUGCGCCAACGGCGAGGUCUACAACAUGGCUAUCCGCGGUGGUGACCACGGUGGUCUGGAUGGUAUUGAUGUCUGGAGUACCAACAUCUGGGUUCACGAUGUCGAAGUGACGAACAAGGACGAGUGUGUUACCGUCAAGAGCCCUGCGAAGAACAUCCUGGUUGAGAGCAUCUACUGCAACUGGAGCGGUGGCUGUGGUAUGGGCUCCUUCGGAUCCGACACCAACGUCAGCGAUAUCGUUUACCGGGACAUCUACACCUGGAGCUCCAACAACAUGAUGCUGAUCAAGAGCAACGGAGGAAGUGGCUUCGUCGAGAACGUUCUCCUCGAGAACUUCAUCGGCCAUGGCAACGCUUACUCCCUGGACAUCGACAGCUACUGGUCCAGUAUGAGCGCUGUGGAGGGAGAUGGUGUUCAGCUGAGCAACAUCACCAUCAAGAACUGGAAGGGAACUGAAGCCGACGGUGCGGAGCGUGGCCCCGUCAAGGUGCUCUGUGCCGACGGUGCCCCUUGCUACGACAUCACCAUUGAGGACUUUGCCAUGUGGACCGAGGAGGGUGACACUCAGUGGUACUCUUGCGAGAGUGCCUACGGUACCGGAUUCUGCCUGGAGGACAGCUCCAACACUGUGUCCUAUGCCGUCACCACCACGACUGUCAGCAGCGCCCCCUCCGGCUACUCUGCCGCCAGCAUGGCCGAUGAUCUGACUGCGGCCUUCGGCUCCACCGUCUCCAUCCCCAUCCCGACCAUCCCCACCUCUUUCUACCCCGGUGCCACUCCCUACAGCGCUCUGAUGGCCGACAGCGCUUCCUCUUCCACCUCUGCCAAGGCCCACCCUGCCGUUGGCACCAGCAGCUCCGUCGCCACUGCUAGCGCCAGCGUUUACGUUGCCGCCGCGAGCGCCCCGGCCGUGACUUCGGCCGUUGCCCCCGUUGCCCCCGUUGCCGUGUCUAGCGCUGCUGAGAGCGCCCCCAGCGCCGCUGGCCAGGCCCAGAAGGGUCAGCAGGGCCAGCAGGGUCAGAAGGGCCAGCAGGGUUUCAGCAGCGGUGCCCACACCCCGGAGCCUCCUUUCGGUUCCGAGGAGGAGGACUGCCAGGAGUAAGGGACGGGCGUCACCCCAGCCCUGCCGGUAACCGUGCUCCUCGGUAGUACCGGAACGACGGCGGUAAUUUGUUUGCGUGGAGGUUGUAUUAUAUAGGCGAUGUACAUAGCUUUAGCUCAGUUAUAAUGGUAGCUGCUGUGCCAGCAUUGUG